ACCGUUUCCUCCGCCUCCAGCAGCUGCAGCAGGUCGAGAGAGAGAGAGAGAGAGAGAGAGGUCGAGAGAGAGAGCUGGCAAAAUUAAAAAUCGGAAUCUCUCUGCAGCAAAUCCGAUUAUUUGUCUUCAGCAUGCCUCGCCAUCACCGUGCUGUAUAUAUCCCCGAAUACCACCAUUUGGUAGAGAAAAGAAAAACCAAGAGCGCUGUCUGGAUGCAUUUUGGAUUGCCCGCUGAUGAGAACGGCCGUGUUUUGACUGACAAUGGCGCCAUUUGCAAAAUAUGUUUGCAUUCGGUAUCAGCAAAAGGCGGGAACACCUCCAAUCUAAGCAGCCACCUCAAGUUUCACCACCCUCUGAAAUUUAGGGAGUUGUCCGCACCCGUGGCGGUACCUUCCUCAUCAAGAGGCAUUUCCAUUUCUUCACGUACUGCUGCUAAUUCUGACAAUCCUCCAGCUGUAAUGCCGUCAACAGCUAGAGCUGCUGAGCCAGCAAGAACUGAUAGGGAAAGUCCUAGAGGACAGCAAAAAACAGCAUUGGAUUCUCAGCUGCUCCCUUCCAAGACCUCAAGGACUUGCACUCAGGCAAUCGCGCAGUUUCUGGCUACGUGCAUGCAGCCGUACAACACUGUAGAGCACCCCAAAUUUGUCCAGAUGGUGAACACUCUAAACCCGAGGUAUCGGUUGCCUGAUAGGAAAUACUUCACAGCCACGGGAGUUCCAAAACUGUACAGUGACACUGUGGAGAAAAUGAAGAGAGAAAUACAGCGGAUAAAUGAGAGUGAACUGGUCAUCACUACGGACAGUUGGACGUCAGUGGCAGGCACUCCCUUUGUGGCUGUGACGAUACAUUUCAUUUCCGAUGAGUGGAAGUUGACAAGCGCUUGCUUGGCCUGUAAGCAUUUCUUGGAGGACCACACCGCAGAUCACCUUUGUGAAAUGCUCACAGACACCUUUUCGGAGUGGGACAUUGAUGUGAAGAACAUAUUUUGCAGCACGACGGACAACGGCUCAAAUAUUCUAAAAGCAGUCAGGCAGCUUGGUUUCGAGCACAUUUCCUGCUUUGCCCACAAUAUAAGUAUCGGGGUUAACCGAGCUUUGAGCCUGACACCGUUGAAAAGGGCAAUUGGGAAACUGAAGGGUCUGCAAAAUAGCAUUUGCUGCAGCUGGAGGAUGAGGAGAGACCUCGCCAGAGCUCAAGAGCUACUUCAGAUGGACCAAGUCAGUUUGCCAAGCGCUUGCCCCACAAGAUGGUGGAGUACGCUUCAGCUGUGCCAAAGGUUUCUCGAAAACCAAGUUCCACUCUGCAAGGUACUUACGGAGCAUCCAUCUAAAAGACUUUUGAUGUUGGAAGGGGGCGACGUCUCAGCCGUCCAGGACUUUGUGUCUGCAACUACUCUGCUAGAGGACAUCACCACGACUCUAAGUGGAAGCAAUUAUGUCGCGGCGUCAACCAUUCUGCCUCUUUAUAGGCAAAUUAAUAAAAGCCUCCAGCCUGAUGAGGGAGACAGUGUGCUGCUGAAGGACAUUAAACGUGCAAUUUUAGGCGCACUGUCGGAAAAGUACGAUAGCGCUCCCACGGCAACCACUUUAGGCCUGGCCUCGUUGUGCGACCCAAGGUUUCGCCUGUGUUUCUUGGAGGCUCCAGAGGCUGUCAGACAGGAGGCCGUAAAGAAGAUGACAGACUUCCACGAGCGUCUGUGUUCUGCUUCUACGGAGCCCAAUACUUGCCCUGCUCCACCCAAAAAGAAAAGGGGGCUGGCAAAAAUUUUUGAUUUGGAGGAGGAAGAAGAGGACCUAGCAGUGGCAGAUGAUGAAUCGAAAGCAGAAAAAGAGCUAAAGGAGUAUAUGGCUAUGCCAAGAGUGGACAUUGAUGGAUGCCCUCUGACGUGGUGGAAAGCACACGAGGCUUCCUUCCCAAUGUUGAAGGUGCUGGCAAAGAAGUUUUUGGCUAUCCCAGGGACGAGUGUGCCAUCCGAAAGUGUGUUCAGCACGGCUGGCAAUGUUUUUCAAAGACAAAGGUCAUCUCUAUUGCCAGAGAAUGCUGAAAUACAAAUUUUCCUUGAAAAAAACAUAGAUUUCAUGUAAUAAUUUUUUGUUCUGUAAAAUUUUAUCCAUCCUUUCUAGUUUGGCCUGGUUUAUUAAAAAAUGCACAUUUUCCUUGCAAAUAUAUAUAUUUUGUUUAAUUUUUUUUUGUUCUGUGAAAUGUUAUCAAUUCUUUCUAGUUUGGCCCAGUUUGUAAAAGAAACGAAAAUUUUGCUAUCUAUAUAGAUAUAUAAAUAGAUAAAUAUUUUUUCUGUAAAAUUUUAAUCAUUCUUUCUGGUUUGGCCUGGUUUUAAAAAAUGCACAUUUUUGGCAAUAAAAAUAUUGUUUAACAAACUUUUGUUCUGUUAAAAUUUAUCCCUUCUCUUCUUUCUAUUUUGGCCUACCGUAGUUUAGAAAAGAAAAUUAACAUUUAUCACCAAAUUUAUCACCAAAUUUAUCACAUUUUGAUAGCUAUGCUGCUGGUUAUUUCUACAGCUUUAAUUUUAGAGAUGCUAAUUCAAACAUUACUGGUAUGGUAGUACCAUAACACAACAGUUGUAACAAUAUUUUAAAGGUUAGCAAAAAUUUAUCAGUUUUAAAAUUAGACCUGGAAGUAGUAGCAGUUGCCAGUUCAUUCCCAUUUUCAGCUCCAGCCUUAUUUCAGAUAUCGUGAUACAGUCAUACCUUGGUUUCUGAACGCCUUAGUUGUUUAACAAAUGAAAAUGAUGUCUGGAUGGUAUCUGACUAGUAAAAUUAGCAAAAAUGUACAAAAAUAUAGAAAGUAAGUGUUGGAAAUGUAAAACAGCAGAAUGGACAUUUUUCCAUAUGUGGUGAGAUUGUAAAAUUGUAAAGAAAUAUUGGGAAAUGAUUUAUAAUGAAAUAAAGAUGUUUAAAAUAGCUUUUGUUUAAAAACCGUAAGAUUUCUUACUAGGUAUUAUAGGAGUGGACAUACCAGGACUACAAAAGGACUUAUUUAUGUAUGCAACUAUGGCCGCACGAAUAUUGCUAGCACAACAUUGGAAAGGUGUCCUAGCCAAAGAAGAUUGGCAAGUCAAACUAAUGGAAUAGGAUUAAGUGGCAAAAUUGACAAUGAAACUAAGAGGAAGAGAGGACAAUGAAUUGAAGGAAGAUUGGAAGGACUUUAUUGCAUAAAUACAGAAGCAAUGCACACAGGUUAAUACAUUAGCAGGAUUCUA
Messenger RNA from Zootoca vivipara (common lizard), 3217 nucleotides. Its product is annotated as E3 SUMO-protein ligase ZBED1-like. The record is from RefSeq and is a predicted model, not a curated record. Gene Ontology annotation, molecular function: protein dimerization activity; DNA binding. NCBI's taxonomy places the organism in Eukaryota, Metazoa, Chordata, Lepidosauria, Squamata, Lacertidae.